Messenger RNA from Rubroshorea leprosula, 721 nucleotides. NCBI's taxonomy places the organism in Eukaryota, Viridiplantae, Streptophyta, Magnoliopsida, Malvales, Dipterocarpaceae. The record is from the annotation of a GenBank genome assembly.
GAGAGGUGGCGGAGAGAGCGAAUGCAGGAAAAGGAAGUCAGAGAGAGAGCUAGAUCGGAGGGGAAGCGGAUGGGAGCGACAUGGCAGUUGGAGAAGGAGAGGGAGUGGAGAGAAGAGAGAGAUUUCAGGGCAGUGAAAGAGAGGGAAAGGUCAGAGGAGCAGUUGGAAAGUUGAAGUGAAACGAGGUGGCGGAAGGGCUUGGAGGCAUCGCAGACGGUGGCGUUGUGUGGGGAGGGCUGGAUGCAGGGGUCCCUAGUGGUGGGGAUAUUGAGGGACUGGAGAGCUUGUAGUUCUUUAGGGUCUAGAGUGGAGGCAGAGGAGGAAGAGGGAGUGGUGGUAGGGGGUUUAGGGGAAGAGGGAGUGGUGGCAGGGGGUUUAGGGGAAGAGGUGGGAGAUGGAGUGGGGGAGACUGCGGGUUUAGUAGUGUUGGGGGUGGUGGCGGCGGCGGCUGAAGUGACAGUUGUAACAGAAAGGAGGAGGAGUAGGAGGUUGAGGAGGAGGAGAAAUGCCGGCGGUAGUUUCAUGACUCCGGGGAGUGUUAACGAGUUGGAGGAAGUGAAGUGAAGUGAAGUGAAGUGAAGGAGCGAGACCUGGAAGCAAAAGGAGGGGAUUGGUUCAAGGUUGUCGGGACUGUUGAUGAUCAGUUUAUGGUCAUGGAUUUUGAAUUAUUUACAUAAUUGCACCUCUCUUUGUCUUAAUUUAAUUAACUCAAUCUUAACUU